GCCGUCCACCGUACGCACCACACCGCCCAACCUUGUCCUGGUCAUGCUUGACGACCUCGGCUGGGCUGACGUCGGAUUCCACGGCUCCAACUUUCCCACGCCCGCCAUGGACGAGCUUGUCAACGGCGGGCUCGAGCUCAAACGGCUUUACGUUAACCCCACAUGCAGCCCAACCCGAAGCGCUGCGCUCACUGGUCGGCAUCCGUUCAACAUGGGCAUGCAGCACUGGACCACCACCUUUCCGGGCUCGACUGCUGCUCUCCCGCUGGACGUCCCAACCCUCGCCGAAGAGCUGAAGGCCAAGGCUGGAUAUCGAACAGAGAUGGUUGGCAAGUGGCACCUCGGCGCGGCAAAAGAGAGCAACCUGCCGCACCGUCGCGGCUUCGACAACUUCUACGGCAUCCUGCAGGGCGCAACCGAUCUGUACGAGCGUACGCUGGGCUUUUGCAUCAAUGAGGCGUUCGGCGUCGCGAACGGGACGUGCUUGCCGUGGGCCACCGCUAGCGGCAAGUCUCCUCUCGAGUCUGAGUUGGACGACAACGUGUUCUACGACUUUUGGGAGAAUUCUCGUCCGGUCUGGGAGGAUAAGGGAACCUACGUCAUGGACUCGUACAUUGAGCGGGUCGAGCGCAUCAUUGACCAGGCUGGAUCGACAGAGUCCAAUCCUACCGCGGAACCCCUGUUCCUCUACUUCGCAGAGCAGGCCGUGCACGCUCCCCUACAGGCUCCGCCGCAACCAGAGCACCUGCAGGCUUGCGUUGACGCCGGAGUCACAGGCAGCAGCUCGGCAGGGAACCGCGACAUGAGCAACCGCACGGUGUUGUGCUCGAUGGCAAACAAGGUCGAUCAUUCCAUCGGCCGCCUCGUGGAAGCGCUCAAGAAGAAUGGCAUGUGGGACAACACGCUCGUUUGGGUGCUUACCGACAACGGGGGCAUGGUUGACUGGGGUGGCGAGCUACUGGGCUGGUACGCCACCACCUCCUCCUCCAACUGGCCGCUGCGGGGGAUGAAGACGACUCUGUUCGACGGCGGUGUUCGCGCAGUCAGCUUCAUGACAGGGGGUUACCUUCCACAGUCGGCGCGUGGGCAGACGAGUUCAGAACUGUUGCAUGCGGUCGACAUCACACCCACGCUUCUCGCCCUCGCCGGCGUGUCCGAGGCUGACUCCCCGCCCAUGGAUGGGCUCGAUGCAUGGGGCGCUGUCACCACAGGCGGCACCACAGGCCGCGAUGAGAUCCCCAUCAACAUCGAUGUCGGCAGCAAAUUCGGCGAUGCCAUUGAAGACUUUCCCGCCAACAUGCUCAUCCCAAUGCUUGUCCCCAACUGGGCUCCAAACCCCCGCCUGGGCGUCCGUGGCGGGGCAAACUUUAGCGCGCUCAUAUCUUGGCCAUACAAGAUCAUCGUCGGGCUGCCCUCGAAUGCAAUUCCGGCGGACAAGUGGGGGUGGUGGUCCAUCGAAAAUUACAGCAUGGUGAAGGGCCCUCCGGCCCGUGAGCAUCCGCGCGCUCCCGUGCGCCUUUACAACCUCGAAGCGGACGAGGGUGAGCACAAUGAUCUCUCGGCAGCCCUUCCAGAGGUGGUCGAGCGGCUCAUGCAGCGGGUUGCGUUCUACGCCAACCCAGACAACGGCUUUCGCCGCCCGCAGAACAACAUCCCACGCCUCAGGGCAAACCCAAUGAAGCAGAACUGGACCAUCGGACCCUUCCUGUGAGACGGUGUUGAUUAACGGGUGUGAGACCAACAGUGUUGAUUAACGGAGGAGGAUGGCUGGCUGGCUCUCUACCCUUUCCGGUGGGACGGUGUUGAUUAACGGGUUGUGAUACCAACGGUGUGUUGUCUGUUGAUUAAUGGAGGAGCAGGAGGAUG
Molecule: messenger RNA, 1866 nt
Organism: Emiliania huxleyi CCMP1516
Lineage: Eukaryota; Haptophyta; Isochrysidales; Noelaerhabdaceae
Exons: 5
Coding region: 44-1711 (555 amino acids)
Source: RefSeq, a predicted model, not a curated record